AAUUGUAAUGAAAAGUUUUGAUGUUAAACUCGAAGAAUUUAGAAAAACAUUAACAUUUUAAACAUAAAAUCAUGUGGAAUUUACUUUUACGAGUGAAACCUAAAUUUCUUAAGAGCCUUUUUGACUCUAACAAGCCAUUUUUGAUUCUAUCACAGUUGAGAAAUAUUGGAAAUGAAGCUCCAAAAGGAUCACAAAACGUUAAACUUCGAUCAACACUUUAUUAUGCUGCUGGUUUAGGAGUUCUUACAGUAGGAUUAAGUUAUGCAGCUGUUCCAUUAUAUCGAAUGUUCUGUUCAGCUUAUAGUUAUGGUGGCACCACUGGAGUAGGUCACGAUGGAGAAAAAGUGGAAAGUAUGAAACGAAUAGCAGACAGAGUUAUAAAAAUUAAAUUUAAUGCUGAUAUUAGUGCUUCAAUGAGGUGGAAUUUCAAGCCUCAACAAUAUGAAAUAAAAGUGGCUCCUGGUGAAACCGCUUUAGCCUUUUAUAAAGCUAAAAAUCCUACAGACAGACCAGUUAUCGGUAUCAGUACCUACAAUGUUAUUCCUUUUGAGGCUGGAGCAUAUUUUAACAAAAUUCAAUGUUUUUGUUUUGAAGAACAACAAUUGAAUCCACAUGAAGAGGUGGAUAUGCCGGUAUUUUUCUACAUCGAUCCAGACUUUGUUAAUGAUCCCAAAAUGGAACUAGUCGAUGAAAUUACACUUUCCUAUACAUUUUUUGAAUCAAAGGAGGGUGCGAGUUUUCAAUUACCUGCAUUUGCUAAACCACAUGUUAGUAAAUAGAAAAUUGAUUAGGAAUAGUAAAUAAAAAAUGAAAGACUUCAUAUUAUGUGAAAAGA
Messenger RNA from Clunio marinus, 835 nucleotides. The record is from the annotation of a GenBank genome assembly. NCBI's taxonomy places the organism in Eukaryota, Metazoa, Arthropoda, Insecta, Diptera, Chironomidae.